GAGUGAUCUGGCAGCGGAAACGGCGGGCAGCGGCGGCCGGAUCCCCUCGGGCGCCCUCCCCGGCCUCACGGCGCCUCGAGCCGCCGCCGCGGCCGUCGGGCCCUCGGCGCCGGCCCGUUGGUUGUCCCGGCCGGCAACCGACCGGGCCCGCGGGGUGCCGAACCUGCUGACGUCAGCCCGGGCUUCCUUUCCCAUCCCCGGGGCUUCCCCACCCCCCGGCCUUCCCGGGAGGGGUCCCGGGUCGUGGGAGCUUGGUCGCCGCCGCCGGGGGCUCCGGAGAAGAGAGGACUUGGGGCGGGAGCCGCGCAGGACGCAGUCUCCCCCUUCGGCCCCAUUUACCGAUGGGGAAACUGAGGCACGGGCCUCUGGCCGGCUCCCGACCGCCCCAGUUGGCUUCAGCAGUCCCGGGUAAAAAUAUCUCAAGCCUCUGCGGCGGAGCAUGUCGACCGAUCGGUUUGGGGUGCUGGUGGCGCCGGACCAGGAAGAGCUCGGGGUUCUGGCCUCGUUAAUGGCGUGUUCUGCUUUUUCUUUCAGUUUCCCCCUUCGCAGGGUGAGAAUGAUUUUACACAACUGCCCGGAGUUCUUUAGUUGAAAGGCAUUUUGAUUUUCUGUGUUUUUACAGCAUGGACACCAAAUUGCUAAAAACGUGCUCUGGGACUCACAAUGAAUUUAUCUAUUGCGAUUUGAUGAAAAACGUAAUAGUAGUUCCCUUUUUUUUUGAGUUACUGUUUUAAAGUUAUACCACAAUGAGUUCAGGCUUAUGGAGCCAAGAAAAAGUUACUUCAUCCUACUGGGAAGAGCGGAAUUUUUAUUUGCUUCUUCAAGAAUGCAGUGUUAUAGAUAAACAGACACAAAAGCAGCUUAAAGUACCAAAGGGGAGUAUAGGACAGUAUAUCCAAGACCGUUCUUUGGGGCAUUCAAGAAUUCCUUCUGCGAAAGGCAAGAAAAAUCAGAUUGGAUUAAAAAUUUUAGAGCAACAUCAUGCAGUUCUCUUUGUUGAUGAAAAGGAUGUUGUAGAAAUAAGUGAAAAAUUCACAGAGCUACUGUUGGCAAUUACUAAUUGUGAGGAGAGGUUCAGCCUGUUUAAAAACAAAAACAGAUUAACUAAAGGCCUUCAAAUAGCUGUGGGCAGCCCUGUGAAAGUACAGCUGAGAUCUGGGGAAGAAAAAUUUCCCGGAGUUGUGCGCUUCAGAGGACCCUUAUUAGCAGAAAGGACAGUGUCGGGGAUAUUCUUUGGAGUAGAAUUGCUGGAAGAAGGUCGUGGCCAAGGGUUCACAGAUGGGCUGUAUCAAGGGAAACAGCUUUUUCAGUGUGAUGAAGAUUGUGGAGUGUUUGUUGCGUUGGACAAGCUGGAAAUCAUAGAAGAAGAUGACCAUGUAUUGGAAAGUGAUUAUGCAGGUCCAGUGGACACAAUGAGAGUUGAACUUCCUCCUUUGGAAAUAAACUCCCGAGUUUCUCUGAAGGUUGGAGAUUCUAUAGAAUCUGGAACAGUUAUAUUCUGUGAUCUUUUGCCAGGAAAAGAAGACUUAGGAUAUUUUGUUGGUGUGGACAUGGACAAUCCUAUUGGCACCUGGGAUGGAAGAUUUAAUGGAGUGCAGCUCUGUAGUUUUGCAAGUGUUGAAAGUACACUUCUCUUGCACGUCAGUGAUAUCAUCCCAGAUAGUGUGACACAGGAAAGGAGGCCUCCCAAACUUGCCUUUACAUCAAGAGGUGUUGGGGAAAAAGGUUCAUCCAGUCAUAGUAAACCAAAGGUUACAGGAUCUACCUCAGACCCUGGAAAUAGAAACAGAUCCGAAUUAUUUUAUACCUUAAAUGGGUCUUCUGUUGAUUCACAACCACAAUCCAAAUCAAAAAAUACGUGGUAUAUUGAUGAAGUUGCCGAAGACCCUGCAAAAUCACUUACAGAGAUAUCUUCGGACUUUGGACAUUCUUCGCCACCACUGCAGCCUCCUUCCAUGAACUCAUUAUCCAAUGAGAACAGGUUUCACUCUUUACCAUUUAGUCUGACAAAGAUGCCCAACACCAAUGGAAGUAUUGGCCACAGUCCACUUUCUCUGUCAGUUCAGUCCGUGAUGGGAGAACUAAACAAUGCACCUGUCCAAGAGAGCCCACCCUUGGCCGUGUCUUCUGGAAACUCACAUGGUCUGGAAGUAGGCUCACUGGCUGAAGUUAAAGAGAAUCCUCCUUUCUAUGGAGUGAUCCGUUGGAUUGGUCAGCCACCAGGACUCAAUGAAGUACUAGCUGGACUGGAACUGGAAGAAGAGUGUGCAGGCUGCACAGACGGGACCUUUAAGGGCACUCGCUAUUUCACCUGUGCCCUGAAGAAAGCACUGUUUGUUAAACUGAAGAGCUGCAGGCCUGAUUCCAGGUUUGCCUCCCUGCAGCCAGUUUCCAAUCAGAUUGAACGUUGUAACUCUUUAGCAUUUGGAGGCUACUUAAGUGAAGUAGUAGAAGAAAAUACUCCACCAAAAAUGGAAAAAGAAGGUUUGGAGAUAAUGAUUGGAAAGAAGAAAGGUAUCCAGGGUCAUUAUAAUUCUUGUUACUUAGACUCAACCUUAUUCUGCUUAUUUGCUUUUAGUUCUGUUCUGGACACUGUGUUACUUAGACCCAAAGAAAAGAAUGAUGUCGAAUAUUAUAGUGAAACUCAAGAACUACUGAGGACGGAAAUUGUUAAUCCUCUGAGAAUAUAUGGUUAUGUGUGUGCCACAAAAAUUAUGAAACUGAGGAAAAUACUUGAAAAAGUUGAGGCUGCAUCAGGAUUUACCUCUGAAGAAAAAGAUCCUGAAGAAUUCUUGAAUAUCCUGUUUCAUCAUAUUUUAAGGGUAGAGCCAUUGUUAAAAAUAAGAUCAGCAGGUCAAAAAGUACAAGAUUGUUACUUCUAUCAAAUUUUUAUGGAAAAAAAUGAGAAAGUUGGAGUUCCUACAAUUCAGCAGUUGUUAGAAUGGUCUUUUAUCAACAGUAACCUGAAAUUUGCAGAGGCACCCUCUUGUCUGAUUAUUCAGAUGCCUCGAUUUGGAAAAGACUUUAAACUAUUUAAAAAAAUUUUUCCUUCUCUGGAAUUAAAUAUAACAGAUUUACUCGAAGACACUCCCAGGCAGUGCCGAAUAUGUGGAGGACUUGCCAUGUAUGAAUGUAGAGAAUGCUAUGAGGACCCUGACAUCUCAGCUGGAAAAAUCAAACAGUUUUGUAAAGCUUGCAACACUCAAGUCCACCUUCAUCCCAAGAGGGUGAAUCAUAACUAUAACCCAGUGUCACUUCCCAAAGACUUGCCUGACUGGGACUGGAGACACGGCUGCAUACCCUGUCAGAAGAUGGAGCUGUUUGCUGUUCUCUGCAUAGAAACAAGCCACUAUGUUGCUUUCGUGAAGUAUGGGAAAGACGCCUCUGCCUGGCUCUUCUUUGACAGCAUGGCUGAUCGGGAUGGUGGUCAGAAUGGCUUCAACAUUCCUCAAGUUACCCCAUGCCCAGAAGUAGGCGAGUACUUGAAAAUGUCUCUGGAAGACCUACAUUCCUUGGACUCCAGAAGAAUCCAAGGAUGUGCACGGAGACUUCUUUGUGAUGCAUAUAUGUGCAUGUACCAGAGUCCGACGAUGAGUUUGUACAAAUGAAUCUGGGGAGGUGAAGAAACUGAAUGCACAAUGGCAGUGUUUGCAUUUACCAAGCUGGCAGUUGUGUUCAAUGUCCAUUGCCGGCAAUGGAUGUCUCUGUGGUGAUAAUCCUUCAGAAAAGGAUUCCUGUGUUUAAAAACAAAUUGCUUUUGUGUUAUCGAAGUAUUUAAAUAAGAAGCAUUUUGCACUCUAGAAAGUAUGUUUGUGUUGGUUUUUUAAGAAGUCUAAAUGAAGUUAUUAAUACCUAAAGCUUUAAGUUAAGUGCAUUGAUCAUAUGAUAUUUUUGGAAGCAUAAAAUUUUAAUUGUGACAGUUUAAAACCUCUUUUAGUCCAUUGAGAAUGUAAAUAAAUGUGUCUUCUUUAUGGACCAAGGAUAUGAAAUCAUUUUUCCUUUGUAGCUAAUGGUUGCCUUGAGGAAGAAAUAAUUUGGUUUUAUUAAGAGUCUACUUUCAAUCCAGUUACAGAAGUUGUACUAAGUUUGAUUUGUUAAUCCUUUCCUAUACAGUGCUGGCUCCCGCAUGUCUGCAAUCUGCUCAGUUUGUUUGUUUCUGCAGUAGAGGUCAGAAAAACAUACAACUUCCCUUACUGGUGUUGUUUUCUAUUUGUUCUGGUUUUGAGAUAAAUGAAUGAUUCUGUCAUAAAAUGUCCUCUUUUUUUUGGUGUAAUUUUCUUGGGGGAUUAGGGUAUUCAGCAGUUGAAGCUCUUAGUUCACAAUAGGAUCUGUCAGCUAACAGGUUUUUUUAGGGUUCUAUUUUGUGGAACUGGGCACAAAAAAUUCUAUAAAAGGCUAAGGGUGAUAGUAUAUUAAUAUAUUCCUACACACAUAUAUGACCCAUAAGAAAAGUAAUUUGGCAUAUUAAAUUACUUAUUAAAAUCCCUGAAAAGACUUACUAGCUAUCUGAACAUCUACUGUUUUAAAUAAGAUUGUCCAGAACUUACAUUUGAUUAGUCAGCCCAUACCCUCGCUAAAUUCAGUUUCGUUUCAUUGGAAAUAUUGACAGUUCUGAAUCAGAUAUUUUAUUGAAAUGUUAUCAGUAGCUUCAUCCUCCUUCUGUUUAAAUAAAUAGAAAAUGGAUGUUUUUGUAGCCAAUUCCAUGGUGUGUGUAUUGACCACAAUGGACGUUGUAGAGUAGAACCAUAGAUUAUAAAUGUCAAUGCUGUGGAAUGUGUAUUCUCUGAGUGUUGUUUUGUGGUAUUGUUGUCUUUAUAGAAUGACUUCCUAACCCUGCAGGAAGACAGAAAAGUUGUCAUAUGCGAAAAGCAUAUGACUUGAUAAACUAAUGUCAAAAAAAUUGGAAACAUUA
This is a messenger RNA of Choloepus didactylus (southern two-toed sloth), 4912 nucleotides long. RefSeq names its product CYLD lysine 63 deubiquitinase (gene CYLD). The record is from RefSeq and is a predicted model, not a curated record. Gene Ontology annotation, molecular function: cysteine-type deubiquitinase activity; K63-linked deubiquitinase activity. Gene Ontology annotation, cellular component: cytosol. Lineage: Eukaryota; Metazoa; Chordata; Mammalia; Pilosa; Megalonychidae. Bases 747 to 3608 code for a protein of 953 amino acids. Gene Ontology annotation, biological process: protein K63-linked deubiquitination; necroptotic process; regulation of intrinsic apoptotic signaling pathway. The transcript is spliced from 17 exons.